GCUCCUUUUCUGUAUAUUAUCUUUACAGUAAAAACCCGCUCCUUCCUUGUCAGCUGCGCUCUUGGAGUUGCGAUCGGAUACAGUUGCACUUUCCCUCUUCGCCAUCAUGUCGUCCAACAAUGACGCUUCCAAGCCAGCAGAAGCCGGCGAGGCCAAUGCCGUCCAGCAGACCAACGGAGACGGCCCCGUGGAGCCGAAGGGAGACGAGGUCGCCAACGGCCACGCCGACACCAUAUUCCAGAUAACGGUCAAGCUGCCGCAUGCGCCGUAUGAGCACGCCAUCACUAUUUCGACAAGCGAACAGGUGCAGGACCUCCGCCAGGCCAUCAUCGAGACACCUCAGCUGUUCCAGUACUCCUGCUUCCAUCUGGAGAUCGAUGGCCAGCGCAUCAACGACUAUGUGGAGCUAUCCGAGGUCCCGGGUCUCAAGGCGGAUGCCGUCCUCACCCUCGUUGAGGACCCAUACACCGAGAAGGAGGCACGGAUGCACGUCAUUCGCGUUCGCGAGCUCAUUGGCGCCGCGGGAGACCGCACAGAUGCCCUCCACGGCAUCAUGGCUGGCAUGUCGCUGCACGACACCGUUGGGCAGGAAGCGUCAGGCAAAGGAGACGAGUCGACCGAGCAGACGCCCCUGAGCACCUACGACUUCAAGGCUGGCGGUUCAGUCAAGACACUGCAAGCACCGGCCCAGGAGCCUGCGCCAAAGACGAUCAAGUCCAUCUCCGUCUCACCCUGGAACCCCCCACCGUACCACCUGCGAUCCAAGGGCCAUCUUCUAUACCUCCUCCUCACCACCAACGAGAACGAGCAGCACCACAUCACAGCGACUGUUUCUGGCUUCUACGUCAACAAGUCGUCCAACGCCAAGUUUGACCCGUCUCCUCGGCAAGCACCCAAGGCCCACUCGGCCCACUCGCUCCUGACUCUUCUGGAAGAGCUCUCUCCUUCAUUCUCUCAAGCGUUCCAGUCAUACCUCGAGCACACCCAGAAGCGAGACCCACUCACUUUCUUCCAGCUUUCCAACGCGAUUCCAGCCAACCCGUGGUUGGUCCCUGCGGCUAACUCCCCGCAUACCACACAUCAGCCCGAUCUUGCGCGGACUCAGGAGAGCUAUCUGAUUUCGGGCGUAGAGAACACGGAGACGCUCCGUGAUUGGAAUGAGGAAUUUCAGUCGACCCGAGAGAUGCCCAAGGAGGCGGUUCAGGACCGUGUCUUCCGCGAGCGACUUACCUCGAAACUAUUUGCCGACUACAAUGAUGCCGCCACCCGCGGUGCUAUGCUCGUAGCCCGCGGAGAGAUUGCUCCUCUUAACCCUACCGAGGCCAGAGACGCGCAGAUCUUCGUCUACAACAACAUCUUCUACUCUUUCGGUGCUGACGGUGUUGGCACUUUCGGCACCGAGGGUGGCGACGAGGCUGCGCGUGUUGCGGUUGGCAAGGACGUCUUCGGUGUCCGCGCCGUCAACAACUUGGACAUUCCCAACUUGUUUACGUCCGGUACUGUCGUUGUAGACUACCUCGGCAAGCGCAUCGUUGGCCAGAGCAUUGUUCCAGGCAUCUUUAAGCAGCGUGACCCUGGAGAGCACCAGAUCGAUUAUGGCGCAGUUGAGGGCAAGGAGAUUGUCGCGGACGACAAGUCCUUCAUCCCCCUGUUUGAGCAGAUGUCCAAGGCACUCCGUGUCAAGAAGCAUCCUGUUUGGGACAAGGACAACGUACGACAUGAGCUCGAGGGUAGCGUCGAGACCAAGGGUCUUAUCGGUACCGACGGAAGGCGAUAUGCUCUCGACCUCUACCGUCUUACUCCCGUCGAUGUUAGCUGGAUUGAGGAGCACUGGAGCGAACCAUCUGAGGAUGGCAAGGAGAAGGAGGAAGGCAAGGACUACCCUCACCGCAUGGCAACCCUGCGACCAGAGCUUGUGGAGUCAUUCGGCCGCUUGAAGCUUCGCGAGUACGUUAAGAAGGAGCUCGAGAAGAAGGGCGAGGCCAAGAAGGAGAAGGAGGAGGAGAACAAGAAGACUGACGGCGAGUCGGACGAGGUCGCCAAGGAGGAAGCUGAGGCUGCUGACCAAGACCGCGUCGAUAUCUCUGGCUUCAGCUACGCUCUCAACCCGGAUGUUUUCUGUGGUCAACAUCCUCAAACCGAAGAGGACAAGGCUGAAUGGGCCAAGGAUGAGGCUGAGGUUCGCGCUGCCUGCAACCAUUUGCUCUUUGAGGUUAUGCCGCGUUUGAUCCAGGAGCUCAAGGACGGCGAUGUUGGAUUCCCAAUGGACGGCCAGUCGCUGAGCCUUCUGUUGCACAAGCGUGGUAUCAACAUCCGCUACCUAGGCGAGCUGGCGGAACUCUCGGACAAGGAGGACCCUCGUCUCCAGGCUCUUAGGCGCCUUGUAAUCCAGGAGAUGAUUGCUCGUGGAUUCAAGCACUUCGCGAACUCGAAGCUGCGCAAUGUGUCCGCUCCUUUCGCCGCGCCCUGCGUUGCGCACUUGCUCAACUGCCUUCUCGGUGGUGAAGUUAACGCAAAGCCUGUAGCUGAGAGCGAUGCCGACCUGAAGGCACUCUACCCUGAGAACGACUUCAGCUUCGAGAAGUUGACGCCUGAGGAUGUCAAGAAGGAGAUCACUGCGCAAGUUGCUCUGAGAUACCGUUUCGAACUCGAUGAAGCUUGGAUUGAGCCUGGCAAGAAGCUGCAGAUGCUUCGUGAGGUAGCUCUAAAGCUUGGUCUACAACUCGAGAACAAGGAAUACGCGUUCACGAAGGAGACCGCGGCAAGCGAAACGUCGACCGCUGCCCCCGCCACCAAUGGCACUUCGACCUCGAGCAAGAAGAAGAAGGGCAAGACUGCGUCACCCGCUCGCGCUGCUAGUCCUGCGCCACAGAAGACAGUACAGACUUUCCACGCUGAUGACAUCCUCAACAUCGUCCCGAUCGUCAAGGAAGCGUCGCCAAAGAGCUUGUUGGCCGAGGAGGCUUUGGAGGCGGGCCGCAUGUCGGUUGCCCAGGACCAGAAGGAGUUGGGACAGGAGCUCCUCCUGGAGUCUCUGACCCUACACGAGCAGAUCUACGGUGUCCUGCACCCAGAAGUUGCACGUGUCUACCACACAUUGUCAAACUUGCUAUUCAACCUUGAUGACAAGGCGGCAGCUCUUGAGCUCGCUCACAAGGCAGUCAUCGUUUCUGAGCGCACCCUUGGUGUUGAUCACACCGAUACCGUGCUGGCGUACCUGAACCUUGCUCUCUUCGAGCACGCUACCGGCAACGGCAACACUGCUCUUGUCUACGUCCGCCAUGCCCUGGAGCUCUGGAAGAUUGUGUACGGUGUCGACCACCCUGACUCCAUCACGACGCUCAACAAUGCGGCAGUGAUGCUUCAGACGUUGAAGAACUUCCCUGAGUCCAAGGUUUGGUUCGAAGCCUCGCUCAGCAUCUGCGAAGAGGUUUCUGGCAAGACUUCGAUCAACACCGCUACUCUCCUCUUCCAGACCGCACAGUCUCUUGCGCUUGUUAAGGACAUGUCUGGCGCUGUCAAGCGCAUGCGAGAGUCAUUCCAUAUCUUCAAGGACGUCCUAGGCGCUGACGACCGCAACACCAAGGAGGCCGAGCAAUGGCUGGAGCAGCUCACUACCAGCGCCGUCACACAGGCAAAACAAAAUCAAGCUCUGGCUUCUGGCCGCCUCCGCCGCCUCCAGCUCGGCAACCGCGGUGCUCUGCGCCCGCAGGCCGCAGUAGGACAGACUACCAACGAGACAACGACUGCGAACCGCCCGCGCAGCGGCACUAACCGUGUCGAUCAGCGGAGCAUCGAAGAGCUUAUGAAGUACAUCGAGGGUGAGAGUCCCAAGAAGACGCCUAAGAAGCGAACUCCUACGGCAAACCCUAAGCGGAGGGGAGGCAAGGCUUCCUCAUAGCGGACUUUAGCAUCGAUAUCCGUUCAACCUAUAUCGACAUGACCAAAAGUACACAUUGCUUUGAUUUUACGGCCGACAUUGACUUGUUUGUAACAUUAGCCAUUUAAUGCUUCCCUUUGUACGCUUGCGCUGCAUUCUUUGGAUUGUUCGUCUUUGCGAAAACAUCUCACCUUGGUCGGCUGCGGAUCAUCUUUUGUGUUUGGAUGUAGGGCUGGUUUGGCGCAUGGGAGGGAUUGGAAUGGGGCAUGGAGGGUGCAUGGGUGGGAGACGUCCACAACGGUUGGGUUUAACGAUGCUGUAUUAUACAAUGGGGUCGUGCAUGGCGGGAAAG
This is a messenger RNA of Paraphaeosphaeria sporulosa, 4232 nucleotides long. RefSeq lists its product as uncharacterized. Gene Ontology annotation, cellular component: cytoplasm. The transcript has 4 exons. Gene Ontology annotation, molecular function: protein binding; mRNA binding. The record is from RefSeq and is a predicted model, not a curated record. NCBI's taxonomy places the organism in Eukaryota, Fungi, Ascomycota, Dothideomycetes, Pleosporales, Didymosphaeriaceae. Gene Ontology annotation, biological process: intracellular distribution of mitochondria. The coding region runs from base 107 to 3901 and encodes 1264 amino acids.